AUGUCAGGUACUUGGGAUGAUCAAUGGAGUAUCGAGAUUGGCGGAGACGGCCAGACUACAGAAAUCACAGGCUACCUUGAACCGGAUCCACAAAUAGUGGAGAAAGUAAGGUUGCUACAUCAACAGUUGUGGUUGAAAAUGUGGCUGAAUCAAUGCGACUACUACAUGCUAUACAAUACCUCUUCAAUAUUGAUAUAUCACCUUAAGUCACCCACGCAAAUCCGAUUGUCAUAUGUCGCUCCUCUCGAAGAAGCUUCAUGUCCCGAUCCCAUCUCCGUAGAGAGAGUCACUUGCCCCGACUCAAUUAGGGUCUAUUCUUCCGAAAGAUGGCAAUCGCCUGUGACACCCUCCGCAGCACCACGAACAAAUCCGAAGGACAGAGCUACUUCGAUAGGUAUCGCAUUGCAGAAGAUGAGGUCCAUCUUAGAUCAGGAUGGAAAAAGGCUUGGUAGGACAUGGGAUGUCUAUCUAGCAGUUCUGGCUAUUUCUCUACGAUUGACGCAGAACAAAGACGAUAUCAAGGGUAUGCUGGGACCAAAAGGGAUUCAUGAAGGAUCUGCAAAUCCAUAUGUUAUCCUACGAGUCGUUGCCAAAAUCACGCCUACUAAUCUUCCUGAAUGUUUGAGACUUGUCGAGAAGAGGUCUCAGACUGAGGCGAUGAAAGCAGCAAGAAACGAAUCUAAAAUUUACAACACUCGUCUAUUGAAAUUUCAAGGUGACAAGGUACCGGAAUGUUAUGGACUUUGGAAAGUAAACUCAGGACCAAAUAAGAGAUUGAUCAUGGUGCUUUCGCGAGUCGAAGGACGGUUGGAACGUGAGGAUGAAAAUUGGGAACAUUUACACGAUCUUGACAGAAUCGAAAUUGCCAAAUUGUAUCAAGCUAUUCAUUCGGUUGGAGUCGUUCAUGGCGAUAAAUCCCUGCGACAUAUUCGUUAUGAUUAUAGUUAUCCAAGUACUGAUCCUUACAGAGAUCCUUCCCCGUUGAUGUUGAUAGAUUUCGAAGGUAGCAAGAUCGUCGGUAAACGACAUCCGGAUCUAUCGAAAGAGAAAUCCAUCGUGCUUUCGAAAUUGGACUUGGCUGAGGAUUAUUACUAG
Messenger RNA from Kwoniella mangroviensis CBS 8507, 1095 nucleotides. RefSeq lists its product as uncharacterized. Lineage: Eukaryota; Fungi; Basidiomycota; Tremellomycetes; Tremellales; Cryptococcaceae. The record is from RefSeq and is a predicted model, not a curated record. The transcript is spliced from 5 exons. Bases 1 to 1095 code for a protein of 364 amino acids.